AUGAACGGCGCCAGCGAUCCGGAGAGAGAGCAGGCGCUCGAGGAUUACAAGAGGAGCCUGUUUGAGCUCCGAGAAUGGGAAGCCAAGCUCAAGUCUCUUCGCAUGGGAAUCAAGGAUUUGCAACGAGAGUUCGACAUCUCUGAAGAGAACAUCAAGGCGCUGCAAAGUGUCGGCCAGAUCAUCGGAGAAGUGUUGAAGCAGCUGGAUGAGGAGAGAUUCAUUGUCAAGGCAUCAUCCGGACCGCGUUAUGUCGUCGGUUGCCGCUCGAAGGUCGAUAAAGCAAAGCUGAAGCAGGGUACCCGUGUCGCCCUCGAUAUGACCACACUUACUAUAAUGCGAAUGCUCCCGAGAGAGGUCGAUCCGUUGGUAUACAACAUGUCACUGGAGGACCCAGGCCAGAUCAACUUUGCAGGAAUUGGUGGUCUGAACGAACAGAUCCGCGAGCUUCGAGAAGUCAUUGAGUUGCCGCUCAAGAACCCCGAGCUUUUCCAGAGAGUAGGAAUCAAGCCGCCCAAGGGUGUGCUCCUCUACGGUCCUCCCGGUACCGGAAAGACGCUGUUGGCACGAGCAGUGGCAAGCUCAAUGGAGACCAACUUCCUGAAAGUUGUCUCGUCCGCUAUUGUCGACAAGUACAUCGGUGAAUCUGCACGGUUAAUAAGAGAGAUGUUCGGAUACGCCAAAGAACACGAGCCUUGCAUUAUCUUCAUGGACGAAAUCGACGCUAUCGGUGGAAGGCGUUUCUCGGAGGGUACCUCGGCUGAUCGAGAAAUCCAGCGUACACUGAUGGAGCUUCUCAACCAGCUGGAUGGUUUCGAUUACCUUGGAAAGACGAAGAUCAUUAUGGCUACGAAUCGGCCCGACACGCUUGACCCGGCUCUGCUGCGAGCCGGUCGUCUCGACCGCAAGAUCGAGAUUCCCCUGCCCAACGAGGUCGGUCGUCUGGAGAUCUUGAAGAUCCACUCCAGCACCGUUCAACUGGAUGGUGAGAUCGACUUCGAAAGUGUGGUGAAGAUGAGCGACGGACUUAACGGUGCUGAUCUUCGCAACGUUGUUACGGAAGCUGGUCUAUUUGCUAUCAAGGAUUACCGGGAUGCGAUCAACCAGGAUGACUUCAACAGAGCGGUCCGCAAGGUGGCUGAGGCGAAGAAGCUGGAGGGCAAGCUGGAAUACCAGAAGUUGUAG
Messenger RNA from Aspergillus tubingensis, 1182 nucleotides. It is a transcript of the gene rpt4, whose product is annotated as proteasome regulatory particle base subunit RPT4. The transcript has 4 exons. Lineage: Eukaryota; Fungi; Ascomycota; Eurotiomycetes; Eurotiales; Aspergillaceae. Gene Ontology annotation, cellular component: proteasome regulatory particle, base subcomplex; cytosolic proteasome complex. Gene Ontology annotation, biological process: positive regulation of RNA polymerase II transcription preinitiation complex assembly. The coding region runs from base 1 to 1182 and encodes 393 amino acids. Gene Ontology annotation, molecular function: ATP hydrolysis activity; ATP binding; proteasome-activating activity. The record is from RefSeq and is a predicted model, not a curated record.